AUGAAUGUAUCUUGCGAAAAUUGGGUAGCGGCAGAGGCUGCCCUGGAAAAAUAUUACCUCCCCAUUUUUUAUGGGACGGAGUUCAUCGUGGGAGUCCUUGGGAAUAGUGCUGUUGUUUUUGGCUACCUCUUCUGUCUGAAGAACUGGAAUAGCAGUAACAUUUAUCUUUUUAACCUCUCUAUCUCUGACUUGGCUUUUUUGUGUACCCUUCCCAUGCUGAUGAUGAGUUAUGCCUCUGGAAAACUGAUUUAUGAGGAGGUACUCUGCACCACCAACCGCUAUGUGCUUCAUGCCAACCUCUACACCAGCAUUCUCUUCCUCACUUUUGUCAGCAUUGAUCGCUACCUGCUCAUGAAGCAUCCUUUUCGAGAACACCUUCUGCAAAAGAAAGAGUUUGCUGUUUUAAUCUCUUUGGCCAUUUGGGCUUUAGUGACCUUAGAGCUCCUGCCUAUGCUGCUUUUUAUAAAUCCUGGUACAGCCGACAAUGGCACCAAAUGUAAUGAUUACGCGAGUUCUGGGAACCCCAAAUUCAGCUUCAUUUAUAGCCUGUGUCUGACCUUCUUGGGAUUUCUCGUUCCUCUUUUUGCGAUGUGCUUCUUUUAUUUCAAGAUUGUUCUCUUCCUAAAGCAGAGGAUGAGGCAGCUGGCUGCCUCUUUGCCCCUUGAAAAGCCUCUCAACUUAGUCAUCUUGGCAGUUGUGAUCUUCUCUGUGCUUUUCACUCCCUACCACGUCAUGCGGAAUGUAAGGAUCGCCUCGCGCCUGGAGAGCUGGAAGCAGCCCCACUGCACUCAGGUCGCCAUCAACUCCUUCUACAUUGUGACUCGGCCUUUGGCCUUUCUGAACAGUGUCAUCAACCCUGUCUUCUAUUUCCUUAUGGGAGAUCACUUCAGGGAGAUGUUGUUGAAUAAACUGAGGCACCACUUUAAAUUCCUUACAUCGUUUAGAAGAUGA
Molecule: messenger RNA, 951 nt
Organism: Pteropus alecto (black flying fox)
Lineage: Eukaryota; Metazoa; Chordata; Mammalia; Chiroptera; Pteropodidae
Gene: SUCNR1
Product: succinate receptor 1
Exons: 1
Coding region: 1-951 (316 amino acids)
Biological process (GO): G protein-coupled receptor signaling pathway
Cellular component (GO): plasma membrane
Molecular function (GO): G protein-coupled receptor activity
Source: RefSeq, a predicted model, not a curated record